CAUACAAGUUACAAGAAUUGUAGAAAUCAGAUAUGGCUGCAGAGACCAUUCCCACGGUUGAUCUCUCUCUUUUCUUCCAAGAAUCUGAUGAGGAAGGAAAGAAGAUGGCCAUGGAAGUGAUUAGCCAGGCCUGCUGCAGUAUGGCUUCUUCCAGGCUCCAGCUUCAACAUUUACCCCCAAAAUCCACCACAAAUCAAAGAAACCUUGGAAGAAAUUUUCUCCUACUUGAAACUGAAAACAACGGAUUAACAGAACAUGAAGAUGGGAACUGCAUCACCUUCGUCUUCCAGGAUGAUGCCGGUGGCCUGGAAGUCCGCAAGGACGGAAAAUGGAUUCCGGUCACCCCUUUACCAGACACAAUGGUCGUUAAUGUUGGCGAUGUCAUCCAGGUGUUAAGUAACAAGAAGUUCAAGAGUGCAACUCGUAGAGUGGUGAGACCGAAGGGAAAAAGCAGGUAUUCGUAUGCUUUCUUCUAUUCGUUGCAGGGGGACAAAUGGGUGGAACCAUUACCGCAGUUCACUGAUGAGAUUGGUGAGAGACUUAAGUACAGAGGAUUCUUUUACAAGGAUUACCAGGAAUUGAGGAUGAGAAACAAGAGACAUCCACCUUCCAGGCCUGAAGAUGUUAUUCACAUAACCCACUAUGCAAUUACAUCAUAGAACAAGACAAUAAUUUCUGAACUUACUGCAAUCAUUUUAAUGUGUCUGUUUCUAGAAUUUAAGGUUGCUGUCUUCUGUUUCUUCUUGUUGUUCUAUGCGAAUUCUGUUUUUUUGAAGUAAAUUGUUUGAUUCUGA
Molecule: messenger RNA, 794 nt
Organism: Rubroshorea leprosula
Lineage: Eukaryota; Viridiplantae; Streptophyta; Magnoliopsida; Malvales; Dipterocarpaceae
Source: the annotation of a GenBank genome assembly